Molecule: messenger RNA, 1673 nt
Organism: Pleuronectes platessa (European plaice)
Lineage: Eukaryota; Metazoa; Chordata; Actinopteri; Pleuronectiformes; Pleuronectidae
Gene: creb5b
Product: cAMP responsive element binding protein 5b
Exons: 11
Coding region: 129-1673 (514 amino acids)
Biological process (GO): regulation of transcription by RNA polymerase II
Molecular function (GO): DNA-binding transcription factor activity, RNA polymerase II-specific; cAMP response element binding
Source: RefSeq, a predicted model, not a curated record
GUGACGUUAUGCUUCUCUAAAUAGAUCGUAUUGUAAUCUUUUCUCAGUCCAACGUGGUUUCUCCUCCGAGGCUGCUUCAUAUUUUCUACACUUGUUUGGUGAGUUGAAACCAUCGCCGGCAGCCGAUCAUGCAGAGGACCAUGCAUGCGCCUCUGCAGUUUUAUGAGAAGUCGGCCAGAGUGAUGAACUCGGACCAGGAAAGGCCAUUCAUGUGCAAUGCUCCUGGCUGUUCUCAGCGAUUCCCCACGGAGGACCAUUUGAUGAUACACCGACACAAACAUGAGAUGACCCUUAAGUUCCCCUCCAUAAAGAACGACAACAUGUUAUCAGACCAGACGCCGACACCGACGCGUUUCUUGAAGAACUGUGAGGAGGUGGGAUUGUUCAGUGAACUGGACUGCUCCAUCGAGCAGGAGUUCUGCAAGGCCCAGGAAGAAGAGGACAGCAAACAGAACAUCUCACUGCACGGCCAGGGAGGCCAAGGCCAGCACCAGCAGUCCCACUCGCGGAUGGGCAACCAUGACAACAGCAUAGUGAUCCAACAGGCCCUGCCCUCCCCUCAGUCCAGCUCCGUCAUCACUCAGGCUCCAUCGACGAAUAGACAGAUCGGGCCUGUUCCCGGGUCUCUGUCCUCACUGCUGCAUCUACGAAACCGACCGAGACAGCCUCUGCCUGCCUCCAUGCCUGGAACGCUGCCAGACCCGACCAUGCCUGGCUCCUCCGCCGUGCUGAUGCCUAUGGAGAGACAAAUGUCCAUGGGCUCCAAUAUGAUGGGCAUGCAAGGACCCGCCCACAACAACUCCUGCUCUUCCACUCACAUUCCCUCCAUGCACUCAGAAGCCAAACUGAGGCUGAAGGCUGCACUUUCUCACCACCCCGGCACCAUCGCCAACGGCAACAUGAACUCCAUGGGCCACAUGAUGGAGAUGAUGUCAUCACGGCAGGAGCAAAGCGCCCACCACCACAUGCACUCGCACCCGCACCAGCACCUGCAGGCUCCUCCCCACGCGUACCAGCACCACGGCCACCACCACCACAACAACCAGGGCCACGGCCAGGGCCAGGGCGGACACCACCACCCGCAGGGACACAACCCGCAUCACAACUCCCACAAUCCCCACCUCCAUCCCGGUCACCCACACCAGACCUCACCGCACCCCACAAUGCACUCUGCUUCACAGAUGUCACCUGCGACCCAGCAGAUGCAGCCCUCGCAGACGCUGCAGUCCCCGCCCCCCAGCGGCGGGCGGCGCAGGCGGGUCAUGGACGAGGACCCGGACGAACGUCGGCGGAAAUUUCUAGAGAGGAACCGAGCGGCGGCCACGAGAUGCAGACAGAAGAGAAAAGUGUGGGUGGUGUCGUUGGAGAAGAAAGCUGAAGAGCUCACUCAGACCAACAUGCAGCUUCAGAACGAAGUGACGAUGCUAAAGAGCGAGGUGACCCAACUCAAGCAGCUUCUCCUCACACACAAGGACUGUCACAUCACCACUAUGCAGAAAGAUCCCCAAGGUUACCUCAGUCCAGAGAGCAGUCCAGCGGGGAGUCCAGCGCCAGUGUGCUCGCAGCAGCAGGUCAUUCAGCACAACACCAUCACCACCUCCACCACGACUGUAGGGGGCAGCGGUGUGCACGGGCAAGCCAACCACCGCACAGACAUUAACCCUAUCCACUAG